This is a messenger RNA of Mesocricetus auratus (golden hamster), 3865 nucleotides long. RefSeq names its product solute carrier family 5 member 9 (gene Slc5a9). Gene Ontology annotation, biological process: transmembrane transport. Gene Ontology annotation, cellular component: plasma membrane. Bases 751 to 2817 code for a protein of 688 amino acids. NCBI's taxonomy places the organism in Eukaryota, Metazoa, Chordata, Mammalia, Rodentia, Cricetidae. Gene Ontology annotation, molecular function: D-glucose:sodium symporter activity. The record is from RefSeq and is a predicted model, not a curated record. The transcript has 17 exons.
GUGACAGAGCUUACACUGAGCUGUGUCUCCAUUUCUGCCUCUCCCAGGGGCCUGAGCAAGGCUGAAACCAGACAAAGUGUGCUGACUUUACUGCAGGAUCACACCUUGCCACAGAAACAGACUCUGUUCCUAAGGACCCAAGGUCCAGUGACUGGAGUGUGAUUUCAGCGCUCCACCUGACCCUCUGGAGGAGGAGCCAGGCUUCUUCCCAGUAUAUGUCACUUGGAAAAUUGUUAAAGGCCAUGCCACUGAGGAGCCUAAGGCACAGACACUGAGUCCAGGAGGUUUUGACCGGGCCAGGCUGUGCAGGUGCCAUCUGGACACAGGAGACUUCCAGAUCCUUGGCCUUUGGUAGCUGGAGGAAGGAUCCCAUUAAUAAGAUGUUGGGUACCCACUCAGGCCUCACAAACCAUCUAAUUUUCUUGCCUCUCCCUCCACUCCUGUGAGAGAACCUUGUUCUAUGGCAGCCUUGUCUUCCCUGUGCAUUCUGCCCUCUCUGGAGUUUGCUUCUGGAUCUGCAGCCUUGGGGAAAAGGGACAUGACCUUCAGCUUGCUAUCUCCCGCCCCUUCUGGGAAAUACUGCAGCCACACCUGAGAGCUGCAAAUGAAGAAAGGAGAUGAGCUCUUGCCACAGAACUUCUGAGUUGAGCAGGGCUCUCAUGAAAAGGCUUUGCUGGAGAACUUAGAAACAGGGAAGGAAUGAAGCCAGGAGGACAUCAAAGUCCAGCCUGCUGGGAACGACAGUAACAGAUGAGCAAGGAGCUAGCAGCAAUGGAGCCUGGAGAUUCAGGGGAUGCAGUCAGCGCUGAGGCAGCACCACACUCGGCACUGGACUCUGGAGUCAGCCUGCAUGCCUAUGACAUCCUGGUGGUGGUCAUCUACUUUGUCUUCGUCCUUGCUGUGGGGAUCUGGUCAUCUGUCCGUGCAAGCAGAGGGACCAUUGGUGGCUAUUUCCUGGCUGGGAGAUCCAUGACUUGGUGGCCAAUCGGAGCAUCGCUGAUGUCCAGCAAUGUGGGCAGUGGCUUGUUCAUCGGCCUGGCUGGGACAGGGGCUGCUGGAGGCCUUGCUGUGGGUGGCUUCGAGUGGAAUGCAACCUGGCUGCUCUUGGCUCUGGGCUGGAUCUUUGUCCCUGUGUACAUCGCUGCUGGUAUGGUCACCAUGCCACAGUACUUGAAGAAACGAUUUGGAGGACAGAGGAUCCAGGUGUAUAUGUCAGUCCUGUCUCUCAUCCUCUACAUCUUCACCAAAAUAUCGACUGACAUCUUCUCUGGAGCAAUCUUUAUCCAGAUGGCCUUAGGUUGGAACCUCUAUCUCUCCACAGUGAUCUUGCUGGUGGUGACAGCUGUCUACACCAUUGCAGGAGGGCUCACUGCUGUGAUCUACACAGAUGCUCUACAGACCGUCAUCAUGGUAGGGGGAGCACUGGUCCUCAUGUUCUUGGGUUUUCAAGAGGUGGGCUGGUACCCAGGCCUGCAGCAGCUAUAUAAGCAAGCCAUUCCCAACGUCACAGUUCCCAACACCACUUGUCACCUCCCACGGCCUGAUGCCUUCCACAUGCUUCGUGAUCCUGUGAAUGGGGACAUCCCAUGGCCAGGUUUAAUUUUUGGACUCACAGUCCUGGCAACCUGGUGUUGGUGCACAGACCAGGUGAUUGUGCAGAGGUCUCUCUCCGCCAAGAGUCUUUCCCAUGCCAAGGGGGGCUCAGUGCUGGGAGGCUACCUAAAAAUCCUCCCAAUGUUCUUCAUUGUCAUGCCUGGCAUGAUCAGCCGGGCUCUGUACCCAGAUGAAGUUGCCUGUGUAAACCCUGACAUCUGUCAAAGAGUGUGUGGGGCCAGAGUGGGAUGCUCCAACAUUGCCUACCCAAAGCUGAUCAUGGCUCUCAUGCCCGUGGGUCUAAGGGGUCUGAUGAUCGCUGUGAUCAUGGCUGCCCUGAUGAGCUCACUCACCUCCAUCUUCAACAGCAGUAGCACCCUAUUUGUCAUAGAUGUGUGGCAGCGCUUCCGCAAGCAGGCAACGGAACAAGAGUUGAUGGUGGUAGGCAGGUUGUUCAUAGUCUUCCUAGUAGUCAUCAGCAUCCUCUGGAUCCCCAUCAUCCAGAGCUCCAACAGUGGGCAGCUCUUUGACUACAUCCAAUCUAUCACCAGCUACCUAGCCCCACCCAUCACAGCCCUCUUCCUGCUGGCCAUCUUCAGCAAAAGGGUCACUGAGCCUGGUGCCUUCUGGGGCCUCACUUUGGGCCUAGCAGUGGGAAUAGUGCGCAUGAUCCUUGAAUUCUCAUAUCCUGCCCCAGCCUGUGGGGAGAUGGACAGGAGGCCUGCUGUCCUGAGAGACGUCCACUACCUGUAUUUUGCCCUCCUCCUCUGUGGACUUUCUGCCAUCAUCACUGUCAUAAUCAGUUUCUGCACAGAGCCCAUCCCUGAUGAAAAGCUUGCUCGCUUGACCUGGUGGACGAGGAACUGCCCCUUACCUGAAGUGGAGAAGAGAGCCUCUGUGAGUGGGGACAUGGAGGGGGAAAACACUCCAGGGCUGGCAGGGACACCAGCUGUGGAGGGCCCCUCAGGAGAUGGAGAAGAAGCAAGACCCACCCAGGGGCCUGAGAAACCAAGAGCCCAGCAUAGGUCUUGGGGGAAAUGGCUGUGGAGCUGGUUCUGCGGACUCUCAGGGGCCCCACAGCAAGCCCUGAGCGCAGCUGAGAAGGCUGCAUUGGAGAAGAAGCUGACCAGCAUCGAGGAGGAGCCCCUCUGGAGACAUGUCUGCAACAUCAAUGCCAUCAUCCUGCUGGCCAUCAACAUCUUUCUCUGGGGCUAUUUUGCGUGAUCCUAUAGGACAGGAUUUAGUUGAAGUAAUUUAAUAUAUCUGAACCCUGGCCAAGCCCAGAGACCAGAGGCAGCCUCUCUUCUCACCUUUCUAUACUAACUGAGCCACAGAGGCAGAGAAUAAAACCCCACGAAGAACAUCCAGUCAAAUAUACUUGACACGUGGAGACAUGAAAUGGAGCGACCACUAGGACUGCCCAGGGUCACACAGCAGGACUCACACUGGGUCUCCAAGUUCAGCUUUCUUUCUGCUAUACUGCCCUGUAACCCUACCUCAAAAACAUCAUUUCCACGGUUUGUUCAAGAAUCUCCAUUGGUAUGUAUAUCUUCAGGUUAUACACAUAGUAAGAAAAUGAGUAGAGAAUUCUAUCCAAGUACACUGUGUUUCCCUAUUUUUCUUAUCUGCUCUCCCUUUCUGUUUUCUCUCUCCGUCUCCCUUGUCCUCCUUGGCUCCCAGUAAUGUUCAGCAUGAUUUCAGUGAAGAGGGACUUAUCAUCCCAUUGGGUUCCCAGUUGUGGCUGCCAAUCCCAUAAGAGUGAAAGGCAGAGGUAAAAGACAGGUGUCCAGGACACAGCACUCCUAGACCAGGAUUCUCCUUGGCACAGUUCUAAUUCUUCUUCUUCCCUUACAUUCACUCCUGAAGUCUCCAUAGCCUAGGCCUAGGCUUAGUGUCCAGCCAGAGAGACAAAAUAUGUUAAAAGCAACAAGAAUCAAACAGCCCUAGGGAGCAGAAAGGACAGCCUGGGGGUGGACACUCCAGUCUUUAUCCCUUUGCUUUCAUCUGUUAAAACUCCUUCCAUGAAAUAUACCAGAGUCUGUGACCUUGAGAAGGUUCCCAAGAAGCUUUCCAAAUACCUCAACUUGGGUCAAGGUCCUACUCAGCCCUCACAGUGCAUAGGCUGCGUCCCUGUGGCCUUUAUCACAUUGCCCUGUAGUGCUGUCUCCUUUCUAGAUAGUUCAUGCAUAUGAACAGGGAUCAACGGUUAUGUCCAACAUGACUUUGUACUUGUAAACAAAAGAAGUCAAUAAAUGCUUGUUGGGUUCAUAUA